Molecule: messenger RNA, 8116 nt
Organism: Astyanax mexicanus (Mexican tetra)
Lineage: Eukaryota; Metazoa; Chordata; Actinopteri; Characiformes; Acestrorhamphidae
Gene: letm1
Product: leucine zipper-EF-hand containing transmembrane protein 1
Exons: 16
Coding region: 204-2531 (775 amino acids)
Biological process (GO): intracellular monoatomic cation homeostasis
Cellular component (GO): mitochondrial inner membrane
Molecular function (GO): calcium ion binding; ribosome binding
Source: RefSeq, a predicted model, not a curated record
GAAAGGCCUCGUAGUGCCGUCUGUCUGCGAGCUCGUCGGUCGGAUCAGCGCAGGAGGAGGAAGGACAUGGCAGAGGGGAUCUGGGACUAUGACUUUUGUAGUUAGCUAGUUUUUAAACCGUCCGAAAGCUACUCACAACAAUCUACCUGAUCUUGGUAUCUAUUAUAUUACCGUGGGACACAUCUUCUCCUCACAGGAUCAGAAUGGCUUUAAUUUUGUUCUCCAGAUCUCGGACUCCGCUGAUGAAAUCACCCAACGUCAGAUCGCUAAAGAACGAGUUGAGGAAAGGAAACCUGACAGAAGGAGCUUGUUUCAGUUGUACUGCACUACGGCUGGCUGCAAACAGUCCUGAUGUUCUCAGAAGCAGUUCAGUGGUUCAGACCUCUCCUCUCAGACCACUGCUCUACCCUGACCACUCGUCUGUCCAUCACCGUUCAUCAGCUUUGUCUUCAUCUCGUCUUUACUGUGCCGUCCUGAUACCUGACUCCGCCCUGCCAGGCCACACUUACUCCACCACUCAUCCUACCAUCUCCCAGCUGUGCACUUCACCAGUGCGGUGGGUGCACACUACAAGCCGGCUCCACGAUGACUCAAAGGUGGAGCGCUCGUUGCGCUCUCUGAAAGAUCGGAAUAAGAAGCUGGAAGAAGGGGGACCCGUGUACAGUCCGACGGUGGAUUCUGAGCCUGUACGGAGAUCACUAGGGCAGCGUGUCAUAGACGAGAUCAAGCACUACUACCACGGCUUCCGGCUACUGUGGAUCGACACUACCAUCGCUGGACGUAUGCUGUGGAGGGUGCUGAACGGAAACGCUCUGUCACGCAGAGAAAGAAGACAGUUUCUGAGGACAUGUGCGGAUGUGUUUCGCCUCCUGCCUUUCCUGGUCUUCAUUAUUGUUCCGUUUAUGGAGUUCUUGCUGCCUGUGGCUCUAAAGCUUUUCCCCAACAUGCUGCCGUCCACCUUCGAGACUCAGUCCAAGAAGGAAGAAAGGCUGAAGAAGGAGCUGAGAGUGAAGCUGGAGAUGGCCAAGUUCUUGCAGGACACGGUGGAGGAGAUUGCACUGAGGAACAAAGCAGACAAAGGAACGGUCACUGAGGAGUUUUCCACCUUCUUCCAGAAGAUCCGUGACUCAGGAGAAAGGCCUAGUAAUGAACAGAUCAUCCGCUUCUCCAAGCUGUUUGAAGAUGAACUGACCCUGGACAAUUUGACGCGGCCACAGCUUGUGGCUCUCUGCAGGCUGCUGGAGCUGCAGUCCAUCGGCACUAACAACUUCCUGCGCUUCCAGCUAAUCAUGAAGCUCCGUGCCAUCCGCGCUGAUGAUAAGCUGAUAGCAGAAGAGGGAGUGGACAGCCUGAAUGUGAACGAGUUACAGGCAGCAUGCCGGGUGCGAGGGAUGAGGGCGCUCGGUGUGACUGAAGAGAGGCUAAAAGAACAGCUGAAACAGUGGUUGGAGCUGCAUCUGAACCAGCAUAUCCCCACUUCUCUGCUGCUGCUGUCCAGGGCGAUGUUUCUCCCUGAUACACUUUCACCUGCAGAUCAGCUCAAAACCACACUGCAGAAUCUGCCUGAGAUAGUGGCUAAAGAGGCUCAAGUGAAGGUGGCAGAGCUGGACUUCUCGAAGGUGGAUAAUAAGACCAAGCUGGAGACCAUGCUGCAGGAGGAGGCAGCAAUACUCCAGGAGAACAGAGAGAAAGAGAUGGAGAGGCUGGCCGACGCUGCAGAGAAAGCCAAAGAACAGCAGGAGGCAGAAGCUGCUCUGUCCAGUGUAGAUGUGGCCAUCCACUCUGAAACACUACGAGAUACAGCACCAGUGCUGGAAGGCAUUAAGUUUGAGCAGUGGCAGAAGUUUCUGCGCAUUCAGGGUGAGGAGAUCACUAAGGAGGAGAUCGACAUGUUGAGUGAUGCCUGCACUAAACUGAAGGAGCAGAAGAAACUCCUCACCAAGGAGAAGGAGGAGCUGGAAGAGCUGAAGGAUGACGUGCUGGAGUACAGUGAGGACCUGGAGGAGAUAAAGAAGGAGCUGUCCAAGACCGGUCAGGAGAAACAGGUGGAGGAAUCUAAAGCCAGUAAGCAUCUCUCUCGCCGGGUCAACCGCAUGAUCGGCCGCAUGGAUAAGAUCAUAAAUGAGCUGGAGAAGGAUAAGCUGGUGCUGGAUGGGCAGAUGGGCAGUGCAACUACACCACCAGUAGGAUUGUUCUUUGAGAAACGUAGUGACUUACAAAGUAUUUUCCUGUCCUGUAGGGAGAACCUGAUCAGCAUCAACGAGCUCAUCACUGUCAUGCGGCACAUCCAGAGCAUUCCAGAGCAGAAGCUGCUCAGUAUUGCCGAAGCCCUGGAUGAAAACAAGGACGGCAAAAUAGACAUUGAUGAUGUUAUGAAGGUGGUGGAGCUGAUCGAUAAAGAGGACAUAGACAUCAACACUACGCAGGUGGCAGAGAUCAUGGUGAUGCUGCAGAAGGAGGAGAAGCUGGUGGAGAAAGAGAAGGCCAAGGAGAAGGCUGAAAAAGAGCAGGCAGCUAAAGUUCAGAACUAAUUCUGACAACCAGGGUACAGUGGGAAAGAAACACUGAAGCUACUGGUGCUGAAGCCCAUGGUUUUGUACUUGAAAAAAAAAAAAAGAAGCAAAACUAAGUGAUGAGAAAAAAAAACGUUCAUUUCACCCCCCAAACUCACCCAAUCAGCUGGCAGCGAUGUUGGUAUCCUGUGAGCUGUGUCACUUAUAGUUUUUGCACACCAUCAUCCUCCUCAUCAUUCCACUGCCAUCCUUCAGAUUCAUUUUUCUUUGUGUUAUUUUAUUGAAAGCAGCUUGUGUUCAGUUCAACGCUGACUUAUUUUAACACAGUUUAAGGAAUGUAGCUCGGGGGACCUGUCUUAUUUGUCCAUCUUGUUCGUCCAGUAAGUAAGCAGAGGAGUGAAGAAGCACUUCAGAAGAGGUACUUUGGAAAAUUUGAACUCAAGGCUCAUUUUUGUAUUAUUUUUGCAUCAAUACACAGAUGCUGCUAACUGAUUGAGCUUUCCGGGCCAACUCUUUGACUGAGUUGAUAGAGUUGAGUCUAGGCUGCUUAUAUGUUUAAUGAUAUUAUUUUCUUUUUAAUUGUUAUUAUUUGAUUGUGGCCUUGAGUGAACAAUAACACCCGCUUUUUCCUGACAAUCCUAGUGAUUUAACAAAUGUAGCUUCUAUAGAUUCAAUUUUGCACAAAAAAGCUUCCCCUUAAAACUGUUUAUAGCUGCUGCAUCGGUAGUAUACAGUUGAUUUCGACAGUAAUUUUGAUGCAUUUCUAAAGAUCAAUGAGCUUUUGCUCCAGCAUCUGCCCUUAUGGAUCGAAAGGUUUUUAGAUGUUUACUGAAUUUGGCGAAAUCUGUCGAGAUUCUUUUCUGUAUACUAGACGCAGGAGAAAAAGUUUAUUUUGUAAAUAGUGUAGAUAGACCUGUCAUGAUAAAUAUUUUUGUUUGGGUGAUAUAUUGUCCUAGAAAUAGUAUCAUUGCGAUACUUGAUAUUAUUUCAAUUUUAAGACUAUUUUAUGCUGAAAAUGUAUUGAAAAUAUAAUGUGCAAUUACACUCUUUAAAAGAGCAAUUAUUUUUUAUUUAUUAAUAAUAUUGGAGAUUGGAAUUGGAGUAUAAACCUAUUUAUAUAUUCAAAAUGAAUAAAACAUAACUAAAGCAAAAACACUGUUAAACAAAGUCAACAAAGUCAGUAGCUCAUUCAUAUUAAAAGGCUCCCCUCGCGAAAAACAAAACAAAACAAAAAAAAAAAACAUGAUUUAGGUCAUGUCUAUAUAUUUUACGCUAAAAACUCAAUAACUAAAUUAUCGUGACAGGUCUAAUUGUUGACUAGGGUUUAAAAUAGGAUUCCCCUUUCAAACCUAAAGUCCUUCCUUGUGUUUCUGUAUAUAAGGAGUAACAAAUAGCAGCUGUAGGUUCUGUAGGUUUUGCUGGACCAGGGUGUUAUAUGUGAUGGCAUGGGGUAGAUGAGUUUAAAAGAAUGAAAGAGCAAGAAAGAGAGAGCUGCUUCAAGAGUACGUGUAUAUGUGUGUGUGUGUGUAGAUAUGCUUGCGUGGGACUGCAUGUGUGUGUACGUAUGUGUUUGUUUAGACAAGUGAAGACAGAGGGAGCUAGCUCGCUGCAGUGCAGACAGGGCCGACGUGGGGCUCGGCUCCGACCCAGCAUGGCGAGGCCAGUCUGGGUAUAGUCAGUCUAAGCACUGGGUAAACACUCGCUCCCUACAUGGAGAGGGUAGAGAGCAGAGGCAGAAUACGUGAGUGCACACACACACACACGCACUCCGUGCAGAAACACACACGUACACAGUAUUUUGUCAGCGUAGCAUAGUUGUACAGGGCACAGCAGACAGUAAAUACAUCAUUCCCAACCCUAAACAUGUCAUACGCAGAGAACAGAGUGUCUGAGCUGGAAGCGCAGUGUCUGCGCUGCAUCAGACAGCCAGAGAAAGAGUGAGAGUGAGAGAGCGUGAGAGGGAUGGUGAGAAACAGUGAGUGUGUUUACAUGCACUGCAAAAAACAUUCAUAAUCUGAUUCGACAAGUAGUCAUGUAAACAGCAUACUCUGAUUUCUUAGAUCGGAGUUUGUCAUUAAUCUGAUCAUCUUUACCUGAAUGGGGGUAAACUUAAAAUAAAAAAAACUUGAAAAAGUUUACACGAGUCAGGCAAUAAUCUAUUUCAUCCACGCCUUGCAGGGUGGUGUUGUAUUAUACCCUGCGCACUUAUUUGCAGUACCAGAGAAAUCCAAAAAAAUACUCCUAAUUAAGAGUAAACAUGGACGAAGGAAUCUUAUUACUAAGCUAAAAAAAUAUAUUGCAGAUUUCAUAAUUAGAUUUUUUUGACCUUACUCCUUAGUCAUUUCUCAAUGAGAUUUCUCAGUCUGCAUAUGCAUGGAAAUAGACUAUAUUUCCAGAAGUAAUUAAGCAUAUAGUGAUGAAACACUUUCGAAGCAACUCCAAAACUGAAGUAUUUAAAUAAUCUUCCUCUUCUAGCUGAUAUAUGUUCCACUGUGGGUUGUACAUGAUGGUUAUGUGACAUAUUAUUCUGUGCACAUUAACUAAUAAUCACAUUAUCUGAUUACCCAAGUGCAUGUAAACAUAUUGAUCAGAUUACUGACAAACUGACUGGCAACGCUCUGCAGUAAUCAGAUUAUGAAAUGCAUGUGAACGCACUCAUCGAGACAUGAGCAUCAUUUAGAGCCUGGGUGCCUAAUGCUUUUAAACUGCGUCCAUAAGCUUUAGCAACCUGUGGUGUUUGUGCAGCUUCUACCUGCAUAUCAAUAUGUAGGCCUUAAACCACAUACCUGAAUUAUUCUGCAUUGUAAUCUCAUUCUAUUGUAUCUACUGUGUAAAGGGAGCUGGAUUUAUAUCAUUCGGAUGUAUGAUUGCACUAUAAUUAUUUAAAGCUUUUUAUUCUAUUCUUUUCAUUUUGAGGUCUUGAUUCAGACUCAGGUACAUUUGUGUUAUGUAUGCCAUUAGCUGCAGGUGCAGGAUGAGAGGUUGGAUGAAGUUGGAGUUGGGUAUAAACGUGGCAGGAGAUGAGUAUUUUUGAGUAUUUUUUUUACUUUGAGUACUUGCACUGCUGUUGUCCUGCUUAAGUAUAAAAUAAAAAACACUUGGUCAGACCAAUAGCUUUUGAAAGAACUAUUUUUGUAAACGUUGAAGCAGGAAGCACCUUUAAAUUGGUAAAGAACCUUUAUAAUUAACCACAUUAAAUCAUUAAAACAUGGUUCUUUACUUUGCCAUCAGCAGCUGGAGCCUGAGAGAGCACAACUGGACAUUAAUUGGGCUCUAGAUGGGUAGAUGAAGGGCUCUCACUAAAUAACUACCAUUAUGAUGCAUGCUGGCGCAGUCGCCUGUUGGCUGAUGAAUCAUAGCUGGGGAUCUGGCGCUAUCCUCCAAAUGUGUUGGCUGCCUAUUGAUGCUGGUGGCACUGGCAAAAGUGCCAAAACAGAUGGUGGCGGACUUCACAUGUAUCAGAGGAGGCAUGCACUUGUCCUGUCCUUCCUAGUGUCAAAGCAUUGCAAGUGAGUGUCCUAGUGAGUGGGCAAGUUAAUUGGCUUAACUAAAAAAAAAAAAAAAAAAAAAAAAAUAUAUAUAUAUAUAUAUAACCCUGGGAACAUAGCCACUGUUCUUAGUUCAGUCCAAGGCUUGAGCUCAUUUAAAGGGGAAUUCCACCAGUUGUUCAGUAGUCCUGCAUAGUUCAGCUGUAAAGACGUGAAAAGUUAAGUCACAGUGGUUUGAUAUGAAAUGUAUCCUUCAACGGAAAUUUGCCAAGACGCAAUCAUUCAUAGUGGUGUUGAUGGGAAGCAGAUGUCUGAGGAGUUUAGCACCUCUUAAAGCGACGUCACAGAAAGUCAUUAUGUGAAAGGUUACGAUGCUGUGGAUUGUUUUAAUGAUAGUUGGGCCUAAUUUUUUUUUUAUAUAUAUAUCUUGAAAGUGGAGAAGUACAUGCAUCACAUUAUACAGUAAAGUAAUCGUUAUUUAUUUUAAUGUGACUUUCUUUUAAUGAGGUCUUAGGUCCCUUAAUUACAGUAUAUUACAAUAUAUAACAUUAAACCUAUAAAUACCUUAUACAUACGGAUCCCCAACACCACCACUUUAGCCCAUGAGAGUCCAUAAAACAAAAAUGAUUAAAAUAUUAAAUAAUAAAAUCAGUUAAAUAAAGCUGAUUAAUGUUGAGUCCUAUUGUGAUGGAGGUCACAUGACUCAAAAACCAGAGGUUGAACACGUUACAACAACAUUUUCAUUAUAUCAACCUGAAUUUUAUCAAUUUGUUCAAAAAGGGGCAAAGAACUCUGCAUAUCUUUUUUUUUUUUUUUUUUUUUUUUAAUGCAUUUCUUAAUGCGUUUAAAUUAAUAAAUGGGUUAGAAUGCACCUUUAGAGGCUAAAAAAAUAGCAAUUUCUGAGCUGUUUUUUCCUCAAGCACUAAUCAAACACACCAACAUUUUGUCAGUCUGACUUCAUUCAGGAUCUUAAGUAUGUCACCUAGUUUCUUUAUAAGUUAAAGGGAUGGAUAAAGUGCUGUAAGGAACUUUUCACAUCUUUUAUUGGGUCAGUGACACAUGCAUAAUAUUGGGCUCUUACAGGUUAAGAAGUCUUGAGCCAGUAAGUUUCUGUUUAAUGAACCAGUUCAUACCAAACCACACUAAGUGACUUGAAAUUCUGGAGAACGACAGUGGUAUUUCCCUUGUAGACGAUGAAUAUAACGUUCUGAAUAUAAAUAUAUUUGGCUCUGUUCAGAUAGGGUCAUUGUACUGUACUCUUGUAGGAUUUGAAAAUCAUACAGAAGUUGUAAAAUUUCUAUUAUAGGCUCUCUAAAAGAAUUAGAUUAUUAGUGCUGUAGAGCUAGAUAAGCUAGUUCCAUAGACUGAACGCAUCCCUCCCUAGAGAAAUGAAGGCAUAUUGAGGAAGCCCUAAAGGAGCUUGUGCUGUUGGAGUUAAGUCUUAGAUUAGCACUGACUUUUAACUGACACGGCUACAACUACAGGGCUCCAAGGCCACAGUUAUUGUGUAAUUGAAACUGUUAGAAAUGUGCUGUACAUUGCAUAAAGCAGUAUUGGACUGCCUGUUUUUUUUUGCUUGGAUUUUUUAGAAUUAGUUCGAACCAAAUGAGCAGAUUAGAAUAAGUUAAAAUUCAACGUCUGUCUUCUUGUGCAAAAAUAAUUGGCUCAACUGCCCCAUCUGUCAUUACACCUGCUAAAAAAACCUGUACGUUCAAUACUUCUUUAUGCCUCUGUAUGGUUGUGACUGUACAAGUGUAAACUGUACAGUAGAUUGGCUCUUAAUCAUUUAAUUCAAUUAAUUGUUCUUAUUUUGCUGAGUUCACCAAAUGUUUGAAAUGAAAUGAGGAGUGUACCUCAAUGCGCUGAUAUGUUAUUUAUUUAUACUAAUUAUUUAAACCUAAGGGAUGGAACAACAAAAAGGUAUUAUAGUUGAAAAUCAUCCAAAUAUUAGAAUGACAUUCAGUGUUUGUUUGUGUGUGUUUUUUUUUUAGGUUUACUUCAAAUUAAUGCUUUUUAUUUUGCUCGGAGUAAUUCAGAUGUAAAAGCUGCUCAUUUUGAUUCUCAUACAAGCUAUUCCAAAGUAUUGAAUAAAAUGAGAUUAAAUGGCCAUUGCAA